AUGUCUCUAGAAGAUGUGGAAAACAUCAAAAAGCGCAUCGAGAACUUCAAAAAGACUUUGAUGGAGCUGACCGAAGCGCCGGGCUCUCAAGAAACGGCGGAACACAAGGUCCGUGAGAUGUCAGCUGAAGUAGUUGAUUCGAACCCGUAUAGCCGGUUAAUGGCCCUGCAACGAAUGGGCAUCGUGAAGAAUUACGAGGAUAUCAGGAAAUACACGGUGGUCGUGGUUGGUGUCGGUGGAGUUGGCAGUGUCACCGCAGAGAUGCUCACACGUUGCGGCAUAGGAAAGUUAGUACUGUUCGACUACGACAAAGUAGAACUAGCCAACAUGAACCGCCUCUUUUACCAACCAUCCCAAGCAGGUCUGAGCAAGGUGACAGCCGCAUCAAUGACAUUGACAAAAAUUAAUCCAGACGUCAAGAUUGAAACAUACAAUACAAAUAUCACACUAAGCACCCAAUUUGAAGAGUUCUUGAACGUCUUAAAGACUGGAGGAAUUAAUGGUGAUCGAGUUGAUUUGGUAUUAAGCUGCGUAGACAAUUACGAAGCCCGAAUGACAAUUAAUGCAGCAUGUAAUGAAUUAGGAUUAAAAUGGUUUGAAUCGGGUGUUAGUGAAAACGCUGUAUGUGGACAUAUUCAGUAUAUUGUGCCUGGAGAAUCUGCUUGCUUUGCGUGUGCACCUCCAUUGGUUGUCGCUUCAGAUAUAGAUGAAAAAACUUUAAAAAAAGAUGGAGUUUGUGCAGCUAGUUUACCAACAACAAUGGGUGUUGUUGCAGGAUUGCUAGUUCAAAAUUCAUUAAAGAAAUUACUGGGUUUUGGAACAGUUUCAUGGUACUUAGGAUAUAAUGCUUUAUCUGAUUUCUUCCCAAGCAUGAUGAUUAAACCAAACCCAAAUUGUAGUGAUAAUUUCUGUUUAAAACAACAAUCAGAAUUUAAAAAUAGGGUGAAAGAGGAACCAGAAUACACGAAUGUAGAUCUACCUGAAGAUAUAGUUACCCAUGAAAAUAAUGAAUGGGGGAUAUCGUUAGCGGAAGAUGAACCAACAGCAUCAAAUAAUACAACAGAACUUGUUGAACUAUUAAAAACUGAAAAUGUAAAUAACAGCACAAAAAGUGAUGAAGAAUACUUAUCCCUGAAUGAUGGAAUAGAAUUUGCGUAUCCAUCUGCUGACCAAACAGCUCCAAAUGAAGAAUCCUUAGUGAAAGAAACCGAAUUAAAUGUAGACGAUCUUAGAAAACAAUUGUCAUUGCUAUGA
This is a messenger RNA of Macrosiphum euphorbiae (potato aphid), 1254 nucleotides long. Lineage: Eukaryota; Metazoa; Arthropoda; Insecta; Hemiptera; Aphididae. The record is from the annotation of a GenBank genome assembly.